AUGCCUACGCUCAAAAGUCUUAAAGUGGCCACUCAUCAAAAGUUCGAAUCCUGUCAAGUGGGCAUUUCCGCAUCGUGCGGAGAUCUACCAUUUGCGAUCCGCGGAGCAGUCAGCCCAACCGGAUCGUCAAGUCACCACUUGAGAUCCGCUCUGAUCGAACUCAAAGUUGCUUCCUACAGCAGCUCCAGUAAACGGCCAAUCUCCGUCUACAUUGGCACCCAUUCGAUUUUGCGACAGGCACUCUUGGUCCAUCCACGAGGAAGUGAAGAGGAGACGGGCUUUUUGUCGACAAAUCCUCUUUUCUGUGUCGUCGGAGAUGUGAUUUCGCAUGCCUCUAAUCCUCAUCUACAACAUCAUUCAAACCGGCGUCCUACUCAACUCGCGGUUGAGUCCGGAGCCCGAUUUAUGCCAUCACCUCCACAUGGAGCCGACCAUCCGGUUUAUGUGGACAGUGUUUUUUUUCUCAUUUUCCACACGUCAAUACAUACAACAAACACAUCCUGGCCACAGCGUUAG
Messenger RNA from Protopolystoma xenopodis, 516 nucleotides. Lineage: Eukaryota; Metazoa; Platyhelminthes; Monogenea; Polystomatidea; Polystomatidae. The record is from the annotation of a GenBank genome assembly.